Molecule: messenger RNA, 1056 nt
Organism: Nothoprocta perdicaria
Lineage: Eukaryota; Metazoa; Chordata; Aves; Tinamiformes; Tinamidae
Gene: IL34
Product: interleukin 34
Exons: 6
Coding region: 158-700 (180 amino acids)
Biological process (GO): positive regulation of monocyte differentiation; positive regulation of cell population proliferation; positive regulation of macrophage differentiation
Molecular function (GO): macrophage colony-stimulating factor receptor binding; cytokine activity
Source: RefSeq, a predicted model, not a curated record
GAGGCGGCCGCCUGUGGCUCCAGCACGCCGGCCUGACUCCCACACAAGCAGCACGAGGGGGCUCCCAGCGCCGGCGAGGCCCRGACGGGUCCACAGGUGCUCCAGCCAUGUAGCUCCAGCUGGUGGCUCCACUGACCGCCACCACCCAGCCGCUGCCAUGCGACGGGGCUACGCGGCCGUCCUGUGUGUCCUGGCCGUCAUGGGGCUGGAGGCGGCCGCGUUGGGUGAAUGCGAGAUCACUCAGCUGCUCCAGGACAAGCUGCAGUACGAGAUGCGCCUGCAGUACAUGAAACACUACUUCCCUCUCGACUACACCGUGCAGGUCCAGUACGAAGAGGUGCUGCGGCCCUCCAACAUYACCCGCUUGCGCAACGGGACGGUGUCGGAGGCAGCGCUGCGGUACCUCUGGUUCCACGUGAGCUCCCAGGCGCUGCUGAGGAUCCGCCAGGUGCUGCCGGAGAAGCACCCAUCCUGGAAGUACACGCAGGAGCUGUGCCGCCUCUUUGACGCCCUGGGCAGGGAGUACGGUGCCUACCGGCAGACGGACGUGGACGUGGUGGUGGCCGACCUGGUGAAGCAGGUGCACAGUGCUGGGGCCGAGAGGCGGAGGAAGGCCGUGCGCCCCAAGGCCCUGCUGGACAACUGCCUCAAGGUCAUGCGGAUGCUCUUCGGCAGGCCCUGUGGCUGGGGCCUCACCUAAGGCCACCGAGAGCACCGGGCGCCUUGCCAAGGGGCARCUUCCACGGCCGCCUGGGCACCAGGGACCCGGUGCAGCUCGGCUGCCUCCUCCCACCAGCACAAAGGCUCCCACGCGGCAUCCGGGCACCGUGCCCGGCCGGGCAGCCCAACAAGCCCAGAGCAGCCGUGGUGCCAGUCGGGCUGAGCCCAAGCACCCAGGCGCCUCACCAGCCUUUUGCACAGGUGCAGGAUGGAGAGGGGGCACCCGGACUCAACCCCCAGCAGGACGGUGGCCCCGGCCAUGUUGGGAGACGCUGCCUUGUCCUGGCUGCAGUGGGUGUGAUUUGUUUGUUUGUUUGUAUCCCUGAUGUCCUGUUG